GAAACUUCUGUGGCUUUCAACCCGAUUCUCACUGGGCAUUGUCGUACUACGUGAAUGAUUCUCCCUUCUAUUUGCUGUUUCAACCAGCCGUGAGCAUAGUAUUGUGGGGAUAGAACAUUGUGUAGCAUACAUGCUUGACAAGUCUCGCUACAUGAUAAGAACGGAGUAGACCGCUGAGGUUUCAUCCUUCUGUUCGACCGACUAGAGCGCAACAAGGCGCUUCGUGGGUCAGAGCAGAUGAUUGUGGUCACGGCCGUCGAGCAGCUCGUCAUAUUCGUCGUCCUCGCGUUUCUUCAUGUUUUCGUCUCCCUCUUCCUCCGCCGUCCCGACGGCUCCGUGCGGCGAUGGCUGGAGGACAACAUGUUCAUGUCCACGUCGUGCAGCGAAUCCUUCUCGGGCGGCGUCGCCACACGAGACGUGCUGAUCAAUCCCCGCACCCGCCUUGCAGCUCGCCUCUUCCUUCCCCGCGCUGGUCUAGUCGCCGCCACCACGGGAGUGCGCCCGACCUUAUGUGUGGCGUGCUACCGCUUCCUGCGUCGCUGCAUGCCGUCGUGGUGCUGCCUGUUCGCCCACGACUGGGACGAGGACCCCGACACCGCCGUCCACCCCACGCUCGACGCUGACGUCAUCGACCUCGGAGAUGGGCCCGCCGGAGCAGUUAGCGCCGCAGUAGCGGCGUCCUCUAUUGGGCAGGUUUGCGGCGAAAGUUUGGAGUCACUUGCGCGCCGAGCCCGUUUGCCCGUGGUGGUGUUUUUCCACGGCGGCGGGUUCACGUACUGCACUGCCGCCUUCCGGGCCUACGACUUCUUCUGCCGCCACCUCGCGCUGCUCGCGGGCUGCGUCGUCGUCAGCGUCGACUACCGCCGCACGCCCCGCACCCGCUACCCCGCGCCAUACCUGGACGCGCUCGAGGCUCUCGCUUGGGUGGGGCAGCAGACGGGGGCAUGCGCGGGAGACGAGGUGUGGCGGGCACAGGGAGGUGGGCGGCAAGUGGGUGUGGCGUGGCCGCGCACGGAAGAGACGAUGGAGAGUGUAAUGGGAGUGGACGAAAGCGACGGUGCGACGCCAGGGGUGGAGCCUUGGCUGCGGCUUUAUGGCGACAGCAGGCGGGUGGUGCUGAUGGGCGACAGUGCGGGUGGUAACAUUGUGCACAACGCACUUCUCAUGCUGCUGCAACAGCCGCUCGACCUGGCGUCGGCCGUAGGCUCGCCAUUGCACCACGCAGCAAAGCCUGCAGUGUUGACAGGAAGCAAGGCAUUUCGGGGAGCAGCAGGUGAAGGCAAGUCGGCAGCAGCUGUUUCUGACGGCCCCGCCAUUACACCGUCAGCCGUGUACGCGGGACGCGGGCAGCCGGUGACGGCAUUUGGGCUGACUAUAUUGGGGAACGUGCUCAUCUGCCCGUACUUCGGGUCGGAGCAGCGGACUGGGUCUGACGUGCAGUGGCAGCACAGCCUCACGUUCAACCUGCGCAACACGGACCUCGCGUGGCAAGACUUCCUCCCGCCGGGCUCAUCAAGAGACCACUACGCAUGCAACCCGUCAAGGCUGGCGGACUUCAGCACACUGGCCCUGUUCCCUCCCACGGUGGUGGUGGUGGCGUCACAGGACGUGCUGCACGACCAUGGCACGGCGUACCACGCGCUGCUGCGCCGCCACAAGGCGCCGUGCACGCUGCUGCGGUACCACGCGGUGCACGACUUCGUGGUCAUCUUCCCCAAGCUCAGAGAGAGUGAGAGAUGCUUUGGUGCGCUUGCAUGCUUCAUUGAGGCGCUCAAGGCCUUGUGAAGAAUGGGCGCUGCAACCCAUGCCUAGAGACUGACAUCAUGUGUGAAGUAAUGCAUACUAACACUAAUAUAAGGGUUCCCCAUUGGUCCAUUACAAACUACCAAGCCAAAACCAAGAUGAGUAAUUGCUGGGGUGAAACUUCACGGUGCCUGUGCACUGAGCACUGUAGAGAUUCUGGACAUGAGUGUUGGGCUGAGAAAAGCCCUUAGGAUCUUUCCAGAGACUGAGUCCCAGUUGUAGAAUGAGAC
Molecule: messenger RNA, 2033 nt
Organism: Closterium sp. NIES-67
Lineage: Eukaryota; Viridiplantae; Streptophyta; Zygnematophyceae; Desmidiales; Closteriaceae
Source: the annotation of a GenBank genome assembly